Messenger RNA from Fusarium oxysporum Fo47, 1334 nucleotides. RefSeq names its product peptidase family S58-domain-containing protein. The coding region runs from base 1 to 1164 and encodes 387 amino acids. The transcript has a single exon. Gene Ontology annotation, molecular function: aminopeptidase activity. The record is from RefSeq and is a predicted model, not a curated record. Lineage: Eukaryota; Fungi; Ascomycota; Sordariomycetes; Hypocreales; Nectriaceae.
AUGGGUGGCGGUCUGGAUCUCUCCAAGCGAGUCCGUCUCCGCGAACUCCUGCCUGAGCUCUACUUGGGCAGAUGGCAGCCAGGUCAUCUAAACUCCAUCACCGAUGUCCCAGGCGUUCUCGUUCACACCGAGUCAAUCCAACCAGACCAGGAUGUCAACACUGGAGUCACCGCUAUUCUUCCUCGAGCAGACUGGUUCGACUACUCAUGUCACGCUGCCAUCUUCAAGUUCAAUGGCUGUGGGGAGAUGACGGGCUCUCACUGGAUUGAGGAAUCGGGCACACUGACAUCACCGAUUCUUUUGACGACAAACUCAUCCAUUGGAGAAGCUUUUCGAGGCGUUUAUGACUACGCGACUAAGUAUCACGCGACUAAAGAGGGAGACGUUAACUUAUUUGCGUUUCCUCUUGUGGCAGAGACAUACGAUGGAUACCUCAACAAGCAAACCCGCUUUGCCUUGACUCCAGAUCAUGUUGUCCGGGGUAUUCGCAAUGCGUCUGCUGAUGCAGUACCUGAAGGUUGUACUGGAGGCGGCACGGGAAUGAUAUGCCACCGCUUCAAGGGAGGGACAGGAUCUAGCAGCCGUGUUGUGCCUGGCUUGGAUAGUAAAGGCAGCACAAAAGAUUACACUGUUGGCGUACUUGUCCAAGCCAACUAUGGACUCAAGGAAGACCUUCACAUUGGCGGAGUUCCAGUUGGAAGAAUUCUGAUCUCAGAGGCUCAAGCGCCUUCUUCAUCAGAGAUGCCCGCGAUUCACGGACCUCACGUCGACGGUAGCAUCAUCAUCAUCAUCGCUACAGACAUUCCCCUGCUCCCAGUUCAGCUUCAGCGACUUGCCAAGCGCGCUACUGUAGGACUGUCACGCGUCGGCGGCUAUGGCAGCAAUGGCUCAGGCGACAUCUUCCUGGCCUUCUCUACAGCCGCCAAGAUUCCUAUGCAACGUCUGGAAGGGGGAGAUUUGGAUCCCUUCAUACCUACGUCUUUCGAAGUUGGGACAGUGCACAAUGAGACAAUCAAUGGCGCGUUUGAGGCUGUUGCGGACGCGACCGAGGAGGCCAUCUGCAACGCUCUGUGCAUGGCGAAAACUAUGACUGGAUACAAAGGGCGCACUGUCGAGGCACUGGAUCUCAAGAGGGUUAGGGAGAUAGUGACAAAGCGACUGUAAAAAGGUACAAAGAUUGGAGUUUGGUCAUUCAGCUAGACGCGAAAUAAGACACGCGUUAGGUUGGCGAACAAGUGAGUUCAAUCGCGAUAAAGUCAAGGGCGCGGAGACUUUACCUGAGAGCUGACGGAUUCGGGAAGAAGCCGGCUUGAUGCAAUAACACUAAGAUCGAG